Fukomys damarensis (Damara mole-rat) is the source of this 1120-nucleotide messenger RNA. It is a transcript of the gene Hus1, whose product is annotated as HUS1 checkpoint clamp component. Gene Ontology annotation, cellular component: site of double-strand break; nucleolus; checkpoint clamp complex. Lineage: Eukaryota; Metazoa; Chordata; Mammalia; Rodentia; Bathyergidae. The transcript has 8 exons. Gene Ontology annotation, biological process: mitotic DNA replication checkpoint signaling; nucleotide-excision repair; mitotic intra-S DNA damage checkpoint signaling. The record is from RefSeq and is a predicted model, not a curated record. The coding region runs from base 54 to 923 and encodes 289 amino acids.
GACGGACCCGAGUCCUCCCUAGAUAGACGCCUUCCUGUGAGCCCGGUGCCACCAUGAAGUUUCGCGCCAAGAUUGUGGACGCGGCCUGUCUGAAUCAUUUCACGCGAGUCAGUAACAUGAUAGCCAAGCUGGCCAAAAUCUGCACUCUCCGCAUAAGCCCGGAGAAGCUGAACUUCAUCCUCUGCGACAGGCUGGCAGGCGGUGGGGUGAGCACGUGGUGUGAGCUGGAGCAGGAGAACUUUUUCAGUGAAUUUCAAAUGGAAGGUAUCUCUGCAGAAAACAAUGUGAUUUAUUUAGAACUAACAUCAGAAAACUUAUCCCGAGCUUUGAAGACUGCUCAGAAUGCCAGAACCUUGAAAUUCAAGUUGACAAAUAAACACUUUCCCUGCCUCACAGUCUCUGUAGAGCUGCUGUCCAUGUCGAGCAGUAGUCGCAUUGUGACACAUGAUAUCCCCUUAAAUGUUAUCCCUCGAAAGCUGUGGAAGGACUUUCAGCAGCCCUCGGUCCCAGAAGCUGAGGUCAGUAUUUAUUUACCAGUCCUGAAGACUCUGAAGAGUGUUGUGGAGAAAAUGAAGAACAUCAGCAAUCACCUUACUGUUUUUGCAAUACUCAUUCUGCAGGUUAUUGAAGCAAACCUAAAUGGAGAACUGAACUUGAAAAUAGAAACUGACUUAGUGUGUGUUACAACUCAUUUUAAGGAUCUCGGAAAUCCUUCAUUAGCCUCUGAUGAUGCCUCACGGGACAGAGACCCAGCAGAGAUGGCCGAGGUGCAUGUGGACAUCAGGAAGCUCCUGCAGUUCCUCGUAGGGCAGCAGGUGAACCCCACGAGGGCCUUGUGCAACAUUGUGAGUGGCCGGGUGGUGCAUCUGGAUCUGCUCUACGAAGACGUCUCCCUGCAGUACUUCAUCCCCGCGCUGGCCUAGCGCUGCCCCCGGGGCUGCCGCCUCUGCACCUGCAGGAACGAAGUGACCUUGGAUGAACAGAUGCCCUCCUAGUCCACAUUUCUGGGCUGAUUUUUUUUCAUUUUGCUUUGUUUUUUGGUUUUGAGAUAUUGAGAAGGAAAGCUAGGAUGUGUCCAGACUCUAGCUUUUGUUUGGUUCUCUUUAGCAGCGAACAAAGC